Marmota flaviventris (yellow-bellied marmot) is the source of this 1206-nucleotide messenger RNA. It is a transcript of the gene Taco1, whose product is annotated as translational activator of cytochrome c oxidase I. Gene Ontology annotation, cellular component: mitochondrion. The record is from RefSeq and is a predicted model, not a curated record. Lineage: Eukaryota; Metazoa; Chordata; Mammalia; Rodentia; Sciuridae.
AUGGCGUUUUGGGCUGCCGCCAACGUGAGCAAAACAGCUGCCCGAUGCUUGCGGGCGCGAGGCCCCGGGUUCCCUGCGGCUUCUCGGUUCGCCUCCCACCCAGAGCCUCCGGGCUACGGCCCUGUUGCGGGCAAGAAGCUGCACCUUACCGCGGCGGCCCUCGCCGGGCACAACAAAUGGUCCAAAGUCCGGCACAUUAAGGGUCCCAAGGAUACAGAAAGGAGUCGCAUCUUCUCCAAACUCUGUCUGAGCAUCCGCCUGGCGGUUAAAGAGGGAGGCCCUGACCCUGAGAGCAACAGCCACCUAGCUAAUAUCCUAGAGGUGUGUCGCAGCAAGCAUAUGCCCAAAUCAACAAUUGAGGCAGCGCUAAAAAUGGAGAAAACUAAGGGCAUUUAUUUGCUGUAUGAGGGUCGAGGCCCUGGUGGCUCUUCUCUGCUCAUUGAGGCAUUAUCUAACAGUGGCUCCAAGUGCCAGUCAGACAUUCGACAUAUCCUGAACAAGAAUGGGGGAAUAAUGACAGAAGGAGCUCGUCAUUCUUUUGACAAAAAGGGGGUGGUUGUGGUUGGAGUGGAAGACAGAGAGAAGAAAGCUGUGAACCUAGAGCGUGCCCUGGAGCUGGCAAUUGAAGCCGGAGCUGAAGAUGUCAAGGAGGCUGAAGAUGAAGAAGAAAAGAACCUUUUUAAAUUUAUUUGUGAUGCCUCUUCACUGCAUCAAGUGAGGAACAAGCUGGACUCUCUGGGCUUAUGCUCUGUGUCCUGUACACUGGAGUUCAUCCCCACCUCAACAGUGCGACUGGCUGACCCCGACCUGGAGCAGGCUGCUCAUCUCAUCCAGGCUCUUGGCAACUAUGAGGAUGUGAUUCAUGUCUAUGACAACAUUGAAUGACCAGGACAUAUGUGCUUGUGGGCUCCUUCUUAGGCAAGGGACAGCUCAUUCUGUAGCACAGGCAUCUGCAGCAAUCUUUGAGACUGAAGAAGGUGGGAAGCCUAACAGGUUAGGAGGUCAAAGGCCAUUUCUUGUGGCUUUGAGGUCAGGGGAAUCACACUUUCCUGGGACUGCUUUGUUGGCACUGCUGGUAUUUCAAAGCCCUCCUGGAUGCAGGGUGGGAUCAGCCAGCUGGUCUGACUGUGAUCUCAGGUAGUUGGCCCUUGUGGGAAUUGUAAACUCCUCAAGGCCCUAUAUAUUGAAAACUACUCUUUGUGUGUG